UGUUAAAGUUACGGCUGGUUCAAAUUCAGGGAAAACACUGCUGAGGCUCAUUUUAUAACAUGAGGCAACAGGCUAUACCUUAAAGUAAAUGUUAUUUUCUGAGAAAUGCUUACAAACUUUAGAAGACUUAAAAGAGGGCUGAGAUAAAUUAACUAGGCUAUGUGUGCGAGUCGGUAUUGACGCAGUGAACUCCACGUUUGUGCUUCAUUGUCUCUGUUCAUCCCUAUAGUGAGAAAGAGUCCCGUCCCUUCAAUUCAGAGGGCGUGGUGUAUGUGUGUGUGAGUGAGUGGGAAAACAAACAGCAUACAACCAACAGUACUUCCUACAUCUGCUUACAACUCGAGCGUUUCUUCCCCUCACCUCGCGUCAAGCGUCUCUCCUGCGCGUAGUGUUUACAGUGAGUCCUGCUGAGCUCAGAGGACGCGUCCCAUCAUCACUAAAUGACGCGCCGCAGCGCUGCAGUUUUACAUCCACACCACAGCUCCACACGCGUUCAACAUAGAUGGACCCGCAUCAUCUGAGGACUUCAGAGUGAUAUUACUGUCGUGAUUGUGUUUUUCGGUUUGUAAAAUGAGCGGAGGGGAAAUCAUCUGUCAGGGAUGGUUGAGAAAGUCGCCACCCGAGAAGAAGCUCCGGAGAUAUGCUUGGAAGAAGCGCUGGUUUAUCCUGCGUAGCGGGCGCAUGAGCGGAGACCCGGAUGUACUUGAGUACUACAAGAAUGACCAUGCCAAAAAGCCCAUUCGCAUCAUCGACCUGCACUGCUGCGAGCAGGUGGACGCCGGCCUCACCUUCAAACGCAAAGAGUUCCAGGACAGUUUUGUGUUCGACAUCAAGACGGCCGAGAGAACCUUCUACAUGGUGGCAGAAACGGAGGAGGAGAUGAACCGCUGGGUGCGCUCCAUCUGCCAGCUCUGUGGAUUCAACCAGUCAGAGGACAACCAUCACGAUGAGAGAUCGUCAACCACCCACAUUUCCCGCUCAUUGGCUAAUGAUCUGGGUGGCUCUCUGGCUCCGCUGAUUGGUGAACGUAAAACGUCUGUUCCCGCCCACUCCAGCCAGCCAAUGCUUUUCACAUUCGACAUACCUGUACGCCACUCCCAUAGUUCUCUGUCUAAUAGUGCUCCUCAGGACUACCUCUUCCUCCAUCAGUGCAUGAGCCGCAAGAGUGAGAGUGCACGGAGUGCCAGUUUCUCGCAGGCCUCGCGCAGCAGUCUUCUGGUGGGCAGUGACUCAGCAGUUCAGAGACUCACUCAUGGUUUUUCUCACUGUCUGAAUGGCAUGGGUGCCCAGCUUCACGGUUUCUACAGCCUUCCCAAACCCGGCAAAAAUCAGCAGCCCCCUUCACGGAACGACCCACGUGACGCUUGCUAUGUUCUGCCCAGGGGUUACAGCUCUGAAGGAGCAUCAGAGCUUGAAUCAGAUGAUGUCUACACCUUUAAGACCCCUAAUAACACUCUAGCAGCCCCCCAAACCAAUGAGCAGCGGGCCCUCGAUAACUAUGAUUUACCCAGCAUUCCUGGCUCUAUCUACCAGAUCCCCCGCACGUUUGAUAAGAACCACAAUGCCCUGAUGCCAUCCAGUGCUGACUCCACAAAUGCGCCUCCUCCCAGACCUCCCAAACCCAGCCAGGGCUCAGAGACACGGCGGGGCAGUCCACUGACCGUGGGGGCUCAAAAUGGAGAGGUCUCCACAGUGUCCGUCAUCCCCAGGAGGAACACACUGCCGGCGGUGGAGAACAUCAAGCUUCACAGAGGAUCCUCUUUUGAGACCAGCAGUCACCAAAAGCCAGUCUAUUUCAACAAUUCUGGUCAGUCAGUGGAGUCUGUAAAUGAUGGCUUCAGCUCCUACCUGAGAACUAAAGCCCCAUUGACCCGCUCCGAUAGUGCCGGCUCUGAGGAUAACUAUGUACCCAUGAAUCCCGGCUCGUCCUCCUCCCCUCUCAGUGCUGCCCUGGCUGACAGUCCUAAAAAUAAUUAUAUUCCCAUGAGCCCAGGUCCUCACCAUUUUGAUUUCCCAGGAUUUUCAGCGACGUUGCCGGCCAGGAAGGGCAGUACAGCAUCACUAUGUCUCCGACCCGGCCGACUCAGUGACGUCACACCGCCACCAAUUAACCGCAACCUUAAACCCAACCGGACAGCAAAACCAACACCUCUUGACUUAAGGAACAAUGGCAUCAUUGAUGAACUUCCCUUCAAGAGCCCCAUCACCAUGUCUUGGAUCAGACCCACGCCUGUGAACUCUAUGUCGUCGCAGCCCUGUCGGCCCAUUUCGACCCAGAGCAUCACCAGCACUGAUUCUGCAGACAGUGAGGAGAAUUAUGUGGCAAUGCAAAACCCAGUGUCUACCUCCCCAGCGAUGAGUGGCACCAGCAGUCCUGCGCCCAGGAAUUGUGGUAAUGUGGACUAUUUGGCCCUGGACUUUCAGCCUGGCUCCCCUGGCCCACACAGAAAGCCGUCCACCUCUUCAGUGACCUCAGAUGAAAAAGUGGACUACGUCCAAGUGGACAAAGAGAAGACUCAGGCCCUUCAGAACACCAUGCAGGAGUGGACAGAUGUGCGACAGUCAAGCGAGUCGACUAAAGGCAUCAAGUCCUGAUGAUUUUCAAAUGUGCACACUGAAUGUGUCACUCGAAAUGCUCUUAUACUGUUACACCCUGAUACAAACUGAUUCACCGGUGACAAAAUAGCGAAUGAUACACCAACUAAAGCCAUAGAUCCAGUUCGUUUGGUCUUUUGAGGACAAAAGACUCCACUGAACCACCUAGACUGUCUUGCCAUGCAUGUUAGACAUGUUUCACUUUUCAAAGUGCAGUGCAACCAAACUUAGCUACUUACUCUCUCUCUCUGAGUGUGAGCGAAGAACGAUAAGCAGUGAAUAUUUAAAUCUAGUUGUAGAUUAUGCAAUUUUUUACAAUGUUAAAAUACUUUCAACACAUCUUAAAAUUCAGAGACAGCUAGAAAUCUAUUUGUCGUUUGAUUCCCCCAGGAAAGUGUAAACACUGUGACUCUAUCAAAAUAAUGCUCUGUUUGUUUGAGCAUCCUGACCAGCCUGACAUAGUAACACUGGCUCGACCAAUGCCAUUAGUUUGGGGUGGGGCUGUCUGACCAAUGGCAUACAGGGGGAGUGUUCAGGAAACCUGUUUGAAACUCAACAUUUUUAUUGUUUAGUGUUAUACAGUGUUGCAGUGUCUACAGUGUUAUAAGGGGCAGAAAUUCAAACAGAAGAUUAUCUGAAGUCAUGGUGCUCUGGCUGCCAGUUUGAAUUGCAGUUUGCCUGUUAAUUCAGCGGAAGAAAGAAGGUCACUUUUUUUUCCAAUUUUUUGAAUCAAGAAAUGUAGAAAAGGUUUGAAAGAGAGAUCCUUGAAGCUUUUACAUUUAAAAAAUCAGUUCAUAUGAAUAUCAGCUUAUAUGUGAAUGCAAACCCAGCCCUUUUUAAAGUAAACCAAACUCAGAUCGUCUCAGGAGAUGGUCUGUGUAAUGAUGUGUUGUAAAUGCAAAGUUCACACGCAACCGCAAAGAUGAUCUUUUAAAAAAGGUUCACACAAAAAUUCAACUUGUCAUUUCACUCCAAUUAUGUUUCCUUUACUUGUAUGUAACACAAAAGGAGAUAUUUAGCAAAAUGACCAAGUGGCUCUUUUUCAUACAUUGGAAGUAGAUGUUUUUUUUUUUAAAGGAGGUUGGAUAUUCUGCUGUAUAAGACCUUUGUUGUUCUACAUAGGGGUGUCGCAAUAUACUAGUAUUAAUAAAAAUGAAAUAUGCAUGUUACUACUCCACAUACAUUGCACCUUUAGGGGCCGUUCAAACAGAAUGUGUCUUCACAUCUAAUAAACGAGAUUUAGUGUUCAGGAAUGGUUUUAAAAACAGCACAGCGCAGAAUGCGAGGGUUUUGAGACAUUAUGCAAUAACAGUUGCCAUGCCAACUGACCAUUCGCAAAGAGCUUAAUCUAGCCUUAAAGCGUUAGUUCACCCAAAAAUGAAAAUUUGCUUGUUUUACUCGCCCUCGAAGCAUCCUAGGUGUAUAUGGCUUUCUUCUUUCAGACGAAUCCAGUCGAAGUUAUAUUAAAAAUUGUACUGGCUAUUCCAAGCUCUGUCAUUGCAGUCAGCGGGUGUUGCAGUUGAACAGUCCUCAAGUCAUCAAACAAAGCAUGUGCAUCCAUAAAAAACGUGCCUCACACGGCUCUGGGGGGUGAAUAAAGGCCUCCUGUAGUGAAUCCAUGUGUUUUUGUAAGAAAAAUAUCCAUAUAAUAAACACUUUUCAGUCACAUUUUCAUUUUUGGGUGAACUAACCCUUUAACUACAAAUCAGACAGCAGAGUAGAUUAACUUCGGUGGACUUCAGAUGGAAAAAAAAAGAAAAUUCUGAUGUUUAUUCAUGCUCAUUUCAAAACAAUGGAAUGAAUAAACAUGUUCUGUGUGAACGCCCCCAAACAUUGGUUGUCACCCAUGAGGGAGUGUUUUUUUGUUAGACAGCCCAGUCUGGAGGAAGUGGCGAUCAACAGUCAAUUUUUUAUUUAUUUUUGUACGCUCUCUCUCUACCUCCCUACAAUAUUUUGAGUGAUUCAUUGCCCCAAAAAGAGAAAACACAUUAUAAUAUCACCAUAAUUAAAGUUAAAGUAAAAAUCUGAUAUUCUGACAGCCUUAGGGCCCUUUCACACCAAGGACGAUAACAAUAACGAUAACAGUAAAUGAGAAAAAUGAGAAACGAUGCGAAUCAAAGUCCACACCACAACUGUAAUGAUAACAGCACUGAAAAACAAUAUUGUUGGAAUAACUUUCAAAACGUUUUAUCCAGCUAAUGAACUGUAAAAACAUUGAUAGCAAGUCAAAAUCCACCCAACUUUAAAGAGCGUGAGUAUUUAAAUUGGCAGAUGGCAUUAUUGGAGCAUGCAUUAAUAAAAAAUAGAACGUUAUUGUGCGUUAGUCAUAAUAGUUUUCUUUAUUGCUAUCAUUCUUGGUGUGAAUGGGCCUUUAGUUCCACAUAAGAAAAAGUCCUACAGGUUAAAGUUGACAACAUAAGGAUGAGUAAAUGACAAUGUUUUUUAUUUUUAUUUUUGGGUGAACUAUUCCUUAAAGGUUCCAGAAUGGUACCGGAUCCCUGCAUACCCCCCAAAGUAAGGACUUUUUAAUAAGGCAAUGUGUACUAACUAACAGACCUUCUCCUUUUAGCUUGACAGAGAUGCACUUCAGAGCAUUCAGUGGGCAGUCCUUUACUUCGCAUGCAGUCUGAAUAGGGAUACUGUGACUCCUUUUCCCUAAACACAUUGCUUCCCUGGCUGGCAUUACAGAAUAGCAACAAAAAUAACAAUAAAUUAUCUAUUCAUAUACUAAUAAAAACAUACUGUUUGUUAAUGCCAUUAUUGUGGUUUUGUCAGAGGGAAUGUAUAGAUGGUUAAAAUCGCUCACAUUUAUCAGCAUUUUAAAUGUUAUACUUUGCUCUCAGAGCAGUUUGAAUUACUUUACAGAGUUAUUACAGCAAAAGGCGCCCCAAAAUAUAAACUGUUCCUAGUCUCAGCAGCUGUAGCUGUGAAUCAGCCAUGCUUUAUGCCUGUUGAGAUUAGCAAAGGAUUCUUAUACGGGCAUGUUGUUUUUGUUAUAGACACCUUACACGUUUAAUGGGCUGGACUAGCUGUUUUCUGAACAAUAUUGGAUGUGGGGCAUAAUGAAGGGGCACAGAAAUUACACAUUGGACAGUUAGACUGUGAUGUAGUUUUUUUUGUUUGUUUUUUUGGUAAACAAUGGUUCAGCUGUGGAGAGUUCUGUUAAAACACUGUUUUGUUGGACAACAGAGCCAAUUAUUUAGAAAUUAUUAUGAUGACAUUUUCAGCAGCCUAAAUGCGUGAGAAUAUAGAAGGUAAAGGAAAUAUGCUAAAAAUGUAAUUAUAUUUAAACAUGUGCUUGCUCAAGUUUAGGGGUAAAAAGGCGCCAUGUUCAUUUUGAAAUCAAAAUAGCCCAUUAUUAAUUUUUAAUAAAGAAGACUGUAGAGUUUGAAAUUUCACUCAGUAUUUUAUGGCGGGCUGGGACCUCCAAGUACUCCAUUUCUAGCAGUAGCAAAGCUAUUUUAUUUGCCUUUGAACUCAUCAUUUCAUAUUCCAAAACCAUUUUGUAUUAAGUUAGUUUAAACUUUACAUAUGAAGUUGUAAGUAGUAGUCUGGACUUGUUAAAUAAACCUUGUGUAGAUUGUCUUGUUAGAUCCAAAUCCUUUCAUGUGUUCAGUGGAUUAUUUAAAAAUGUGCUUUACAAGACUGCCAUUAUUUUAUGAUGUUAAACUUUGUGGGACAUUUAGUGGCACUGGUAUUGGCCUCACCGGUUCAUUAACGUUUAAGUGAACUUACAGGCUAAAAUUGGUUUCUUAAUGUCUUUUUCUAUUCUGAACAUAUGUAAUGUAUUGUUAUGGGAGAGUACUAGUAAAUGAAUAUUAUACUUGUGUGUGAGCUGUAGUAGAAUUUAUGCUGUAGUUUGUUAAGGGGUCAAAGCGGGGCAGAUGAGAAAAACAAAUUUGACAAAUGUCAUUAAUCGAGUGGAUUUUUCUGGAAAGCAUUUCUGUUCAACUCUUGGUCGCUUGUGAAUUAAUUUAUUAAUUUAUUAUGUGUUUUGCAGGUGGAUGAAAGAUGUACAAAGAAUGAACUUGUGGCUCUACUAACAUUAAUUUAUGCUAUGUGUGCUGAUUUUGUGAAGCAAUAUGCCAAGCAAAGCCAGUAAAUUGGUCAAAU
Molecule: messenger RNA, 6708 nt
Organism: Cyprinus carpio (common carp)
Lineage: Eukaryota; Metazoa; Chordata; Actinopteri; Cypriniformes; Cyprinidae
Product: GRB2-associated-binding protein 2-like
Source: RefSeq, a predicted model, not a curated record